AUGUCUUCCCUAUCGAUCUCAGACCUGACGAAGUUGCAGACGUCCAAGUAUGCCAAUUUGGGCAGUCUUGCAAUCCUCGCAUUUGAUUUUUGCAUUACGUUUUCCGAAGAGGUGCGAUGGACCUGGUUCAGACGAUGGGAUGCAAUUCGUGUCAUAUUUGUCAUUUCUCGAUAUUUACCUUUCGCGAAUGUUGGAAUGAUUGCAUAUGCCGCAUUGGGUGUCAGCAAUCAGUGUGCCUCUUUACUGGAACAAAAUAUCAUUCAUAUCAUCAGUAUCGUUGCUGCGGAAGCAUUGCUGGUUAUUCGAACCUGGGCGUUCUGGCAAAAGAGUAAAAGAUUGCUGAUUGGAUUAUCGGUCUAUGUCGUGUUGUUAAUUGCCGCCAACCUUGCUGUAGUAGAACUUAGCUCUACAAUAUCAAUUCCAGGAGAGGAACCGCCCCCAGGAACUUGUUACUUCGAGAGCUCACGCAGCGAUGCGGUCGCAUACAUAUUCUUGGCGUUGUUCGAAAGCAUGAUACUGAUCCUUACUGUAUAUAAAAGGUUUCACGACUAUAAAAACUUUCAGAGCGGAAUUGUAGUAACCCUGUACCACGAUGACGUGUUUUACACGUUGUGCAUCCUCGCCGUCACACUCGCCAAUGUCAUCACAGGAACUGCACUUCCGAGCGCCUAUAGCAAUAUGUUCGACACGUGGUCAGUCACAGCGUUCUGGCAUCACGAAUUCUAUUCCGUCUUCGACAUAGCAACGAACGUGUCCGCGAACCGUCCACGUCAGUAG
Molecule: messenger RNA, 777 nt
Organism: Suillus discolor
Lineage: Eukaryota; Fungi; Basidiomycota; Agaricomycetes; Boletales; Suillaceae
Exons: 15
Coding region: 1-777 (258 amino acids)
Source: RefSeq, a predicted model, not a curated record